CUUGGGGCACUUAUGAGGUUUCCAGCUGUGGACAGUAGAGAGGCCAGUGUCCAAACUCAGGCCACCUGAACACCACUGUUCACACCUGCAAAGGCUAAGGGUCAUCCAGCCUUCAAGAUGCCCAAGGGGAACCAGCAACCUCAAGAUCUCGACACCACCACCCAGGGCAGCCACCCACCCCAACUCGCUCAAAAAUGCAACAAUCUGAGGCAGGCCCCAGAGCACACCCCUGCAGUGACCGAACAGAAGGCGACCACACCCCGAGGGAGAGGCCGGGUGGGGUCGGCGACACGCACGCAGUCCUCCCAGUCCAAGCUCCCGGGCCAGGGUUCGCAAACACGAGGUCCUCCUGCAGGCCAGCGGAACCCAGAGCGGACCAACGCCGCGGACCCAAGCAAGGGCAAGGGGCCGGGCUCAGGGCGGCGUGACAAUCGGCAGCGGGCGCCCUCCAACCCGAAACCGAAGCCCUCCACCACGAAGCCCGAACCCUCCACCCCGAAGCCCGAACCCUCCUCCACCCCUGAUCCCCCCACCAUGGCCCGCGGCGGCAGUCAGAACUGGAGCUCCGGGGAGUCGGAUGGCCAGCCAGAGGAGCAGACGUCCGAGGAGAGCGGAGACAAGAUGGUGAAGGAGACCCAGUACUAUGACAUCCUGGGGGUGAAGCCCAGCGCGUCCCCGGAGGAGAUCAAGAAGGCCUAUAGGAAGCUGGCGCUCAAGUACCACCCGGACAAGAACCCGGAUGAGGGCGAGAAGUUUAAACUUAUAUCCCAGGCAUAUGAAGUACUUUCAGAUCCAAAGAAAAGAGACAUCUAUGACCAAGGUGGAGAGCAGGCGAUUAAGGAAGGGGGCUCCGGUAGCCCCAGCUUCUCUUCACCCAUGGAUAUCUUUGACAUGUUCUUUGGUGGUGGAGGACGGAUGGCUAGAGAGAGAAGAGGCAAGAAUGUUGUACACCAGCUGUCAGUAACUCUGGAAGACUUAUAUAAUGGAAUCACUAAGAAAUUGGCCCUCCAGAAGAAUAUAAUUUGUGAGAAAUGUGAAGGCAUCGGUGGGAAGAAGGGAUCCGUGGAGAAGUGCCCUCUGUGCAAGGGGCGGGGGAUGCAGAUCCAUAUCCAGCAGAUCGGGCCGGGUAUGGUGCAGCAGAUCCAGACUGUGUGCAUCGAGUGCAAGGGCCAGGGCGAGCGCAUCAACCCCAAGGACCGUUGCGAGAGCUGCAAUGGAGCCAAAGUUAUCCGGGAGAAGAAGAUUAUCGAGGUACACGUGGAGAAAGGUAUGAAGGAUGGGCAAAAGAUACUGUUUCAUGGAGAAGGAGAUCAGGAGCCUGAGCUGGAGCCUGGUGAUGUCAUAAUUGUGCUUGAUCAGAAGGAUCAUAGUGUCUUUCAGAGACGAGGCCAUGAUUUGAUCAUGAAAAUGAAAAUUCAGCUUUCUGAAGCUCUUUGUGGCUUCAAGAAGACAAUAAAAACGCUAGAUGAUCGAGUCCUCCUUAUUACAUCCAAGUCAGGUGAGGUGAUAAAGCAUGGAGACCUGAAAUGUGUGCGCAACGAGGGAAUGCCCAUCUACAAAGCCCCCCUGGAGAAAGGGAUGCUGAUCAUACAGUUCUUAGUGGUCUUCCCUGAAAAACACUGGCUUUCUCAGGAGAAGCUCUCUCAGCUGGAGGCCCUGCUCCCCCCUCGGCAGAAGGUGAGGAUCACAGAGGACAUGGAUCAGGUGGAGCUGAAGGAGUUCAAUCCCAACGAGCAGAACUGGCGCCAGCACAGGGAAGCCUAUGAGGAGGACGAGGACGGGCCCCGCGCUGGUGUGCAGUGCCAGACGGCAUGAGGGCGGCGCGGUGUAGCGUGGCCUGGUCGGACUAGCACAUGACGAAUGUAAACCUGGCACAAUGAAAAUGGCAUGGCUUUAAUAGCCUCGUGUUUGGGGUGUCCUGUGUAUGUGUUCAGCAGUCUCCAUGCUGAGUUGUCUUUUGGGUUUGCUUGUUUCUCUUCUGGUUGUAACUUAAGUUAUAGCUUGAUUUGUAUUUAAAUGUUUUAAGUUCAAUCAUGUCUAGUCUGCAUAUGGAAUCUGUUCAUUUGUACUUUCAGGACAUACUCUGGAGAUGGUAGUACCACACUGACCCUUUGUGCUUUUAGUGGCUUCGCCAUGGUUCAGCUCCACAGUAGGCACCCAUGGCCACGCUUGGCCCUAACCAAGGCCGCGAAGGUGGGGUCGGGCCCAUCUCUAAUCUGUGGUUUCUCUUCCCUUCCUCCCUUGGCAGUCACCGAGGGUAUGAGCUCAGGUCUGCUAGUAUGUCUGGAUCUACUCUAGAACUCCCAGACAGUAAAAGCACAUGUAUGGCUUGCACUUGGCCCAGCAUGCCUGUUCACUGAGGAGGCUCCACUCAAAAGCUGCAGGGCCAGUCUAGCUCUACUCUUCUGUCCCUUGAAUGGUUGAGGGGUUUGUCUAACCGUCUGUCCUGGAAGUUUUCUGAACUUUCCAGGCCUUGUGAUGACAAACUCUUUUUAAGUAAGCCAAUAAAGCCAUUUGCCUGUGACCCACAACCUUGUUCUUUUUAAUGAUUAUCUGUUGACAACCUUUGCAAUGUUGUCCCACCAAAGUGCUUACCCCAAAGAAGGCUAAACCCUCCCAUGUCCCUGGCAGCCUCUGUGCAGCUGCAGAAGCACCCAAGGGAGAAUGCUGGUGGCUUAGCCCUCCCCCCCCCCCCCCCACAUAGCCGCCUAGUGUCUCCUGAUGACUUAAGGGUACGCAAUGGCACAGAACCCCUCAGUAUUUUCACCUUGUUCUCCAGACAGCUCCUUCCUAAAGGCCUGUUCCACUCACUGUACAGCCAUACUACACAGGGCUUCCUGCUUGUGAGGUUUGGUGAGAACUGAACUAACCAAGUUCUUCUAGUUAGCUGCCAUGAAUACCACUGACAAUGACAGCUGCCUGGGACGGGUACUAGUUACUACUUUAAUCCUGGCAGGUACACUGCACUUUCAAUAAAGGCUACCUCAGCCUCUAGCCAUUAUUACUCCUUUCUCUUUUACAAAGGAAGUUAAACCCCCGCUGCUUAAGCUACUCAACUAACCUGCCAGAUCCACCCUUAGUUGUUUUUAUGGUACCAGAGAGUUUACACAGACCAAGAACUUCCCCUAGGAAGGUUAAAGGGCAGAACAGACCCAUGGCUGGUGGGGGAAGCCAGCAAGCGGGACCCCCAAAACUUGCUGGCUAGUGGAAGAUAAUUUGCUCAAAGCACAGCAAGUCCACCUAUGCCCGUUCUGACCACUGGCCAGGACAGACUCAAAACUGAUUCCUCAACUAACGCGAUUUAUAAACGGACCACAACUCCAGGGUGUUGUUUCUGUGCUGACGUCCUGAUCACUGCUGGGGAGUACUGUUUAGCUUGUGAUGGGACAAAACUAUAUUCAGCUCUUCCUUGUUACAAAUCUGGGGGCAUUGCUCAACCUUCCCACCUGUACACUUGUCACUAUAAAUUAAAACUGAGCUGGUACGAGAGACAAA
Messenger RNA from Peromyscus californicus insignis, 3495 nucleotides. RefSeq names its product DnaJ heat shock protein family (Hsp40) member A4 (gene Dnaja4). Gene Ontology annotation, cellular component: cytoplasm; cytosol. Lineage: Eukaryota; Metazoa; Chordata; Mammalia; Rodentia; Cricetidae. Gene Ontology annotation, biological process: response to heat; protein refolding. Gene Ontology annotation, molecular function: Hsp70 protein binding; ATP binding. The transcript is spliced from 8 exons. The coding region runs from base 118 to 1815 and encodes 565 amino acids. The record is from RefSeq and is a predicted model, not a curated record.